AUUUUCUCUGAGAAGAAAUUUCUUCUUACACCCACCAGUUUUUUGCUCAUAAUAUUCAGUCACUAUCAUUAAUGGAUGAGGAUGUGGUAGGUAUGGGAGUAUCAUGGAAUUAGGCAGGGAAUGUCUUACACAUUUUAGGCGUUAGCCAGGAUGGCUAGUAAAAGCCACUAAUGCAGUUUUAUGAGGAUGAAGAGUGGAGUACAGAUAUAAUUAGGAAGAUAGUACAGUUGGACGGAAGCAUGAUUUUGGAAUCUUGGCUUACAGUAAGUGAUGACCCAGUAGGAGAGCUGCUGGGCUACAGAUUCAUCUCCCAGGGGUUCCUAUAGAGCCUUUUAUAGACCUUUAGUUGCUCUUCUGGUAGCCUUUACAGGUGUCUAUAGUUGUACUCCGGAUAGAGGCUCUCCGUCAAGUGCCUAAAACGACGUCACGAGGGGAUGGAGAUUCUUUGUCUCAGUGGACUCAUCAAUGAUGCCAUAGAACAUCACAGGAACAGAUACGCUGGAGACGAUGAAUGUACCCAUUAUAUUCCAAGAACUCAGAGUUGGGAUGUGACUAGAAGUCUAUCAUGGAAGAGGUAAAUCACCUCAAUCCAAAGGGUAAUCCGGAAUCCAGAGACAAAUGACAGAUUAAAACCAAUAAAAUGACUAUGUAACCCAUUAUACGGAGCUAUAUCGAGCAGAUUUACACCAAAGAUUGGCGAUAUGUGUCGGCAUUCCUCACCUUUGUGUGGUAUUUGCAGGGUUACAGUCAAACAAUGCGUGUAGCUACUCUGUUAUGAGAUACUAUAGAUGUGCAAUGAUUUAAUCUCUCUGGUUUUGGCUUUUAGGAUUCAUCACUCCCUUUAGACACAUAGAAUAACUUUGCAUGCAUGUACUCUAGAUAGUAGGUUUAAGGGAUUUACAGUUAAGGGUAAAUGUUUAAAAUGAAUACGUAUCAGAUAGAUAUUUGUCCUACUGUUACACCUUUAAAAGGACUAGAACGUAAAGACGGAGAAAAUAUAGGUGACAAAUACAACUCCUAUAUAUUUACUGCAAAAUCUGAAGAAAAAUUUGAAAUAUCAGCCAUAAUUUACAAUGGAAAACCACUGAAAGGCAUAGUAUUGUUAAACACUAUGGUUGAAAAUAUAACUAUAUAUUUAGACGGACAUAAUAAGAUCUUACUAAUACACACUUUGGCUUUUGAGGUUGGUAACAUUUACUGGAUAAAUCAAGACAUUACCAAAGGCACAGAAAGCGUAACGUUUGCCGAAUUUUUACUUAAGGAAACGUCACAUCUAAACACAGGUGAACUUGGCUGCAUACUAUCUAACGUAACUCAAUAUGGUGGAUUCAAUCUCGCUAAAUUUGGAGAAGACCAUGUAGUGAUGAGAAGGAAGAAGUAAAGGCACUCUUUUGACUCAUUGAGAAGUAGGAAAUCUUAGGAUACGCAAGGAUAAAGUAGAAUAAUCUACACCUCUGACACUUU
This is a messenger RNA of Theileria equi strain WA, 1464 nucleotides long. RefSeq lists its product as hypothetical. NCBI's taxonomy places the organism in Eukaryota, Apicomplexa, Aconoidasida, Piroplasmida, Theileriidae. The transcript has a single exon. The record is from RefSeq and is a predicted model, not a curated record. Bases 914 to 1381 code for a protein of 155 amino acids.